Molecule: messenger RNA, 592 nt
Organism: Bufo bufo (common toad)
Lineage: Eukaryota; Metazoa; Chordata; Amphibia; Anura; Bufonidae
Product: vegetative cell wall protein gp1-like
Exons: 2
Coding region: 38-592 (184 amino acids)
Source: RefSeq, a predicted model, not a curated record
UCUCUGAUACCUGUUCAGAUACCACAACCAGAAAGUCAUGUCUGGAAUCAAAGGAAAACCAGGAUUUAAACAGCCAAAUCCUGUCCAACCAAUCCUGGAGCCACAACCUAUCUGUGAAGACAUAGCGCAAGUCACUCCGAAGCAUCCUGCUCCUUGUCCUGUGCCUAUGACAACACAACCUUGUGCACCUGUGCAAGUUACUCCACAACCUCCUGCUCCUGUGCCUGUGACACCACAGCCUUGUGCACCUGUGCAAGUUACUCCACAACCUCCUGCUCCUGUGCCUGUGACACCACAGCCUUGUGCACCUGUGCAAGUUACUCCACAACCUCCUGCUCCUGUGCCUGUGACACCACAGCCUUGUGCACCUGUGCAAGUUACUCCACAACCUCCUGCUCCUGUGCCUGUUGCACCACAGCCUUGUGCACCUGUGCAAGUUACUCCACAACCUCCUGCUCCUGUGCCUGUUGCACCACAGCCUUGCGUCCCCGUGCAAGUCACUCCACAACCUCCUGCUCCAGUGCCUGUGGCACCACAGCCUUGUGCGCCUGAACCCACUGUUAACCAGGGGAAGAAAGGAUGCAAAAAGUAA